GAUUUUAUCUCGUAACUCCAAGUUACGGGAUUAUAUGAGAUACGAGCUGCGCAUGCGCACAUCAGUGAGCCUUGUGCAUGUUCGACUGACCACGGGCAGUCAUUUUUCGUCAGUUAUUUUUGGAAGAAUUUUGCGCUUUUCGCACUCUACAGGAGGAAAGCGUUAGAGUGCUUAUUUGUAUACUAAUUUUACAAGUUCUGAGCCCGGUUCUAGAACUGUAAUUUGUGAAUUUAGCCUGUUAUGGCUAAUUUUGCAAGUGAAGAAAACCAAAUGGAAACCGCCACUGACACUGUAUUCUCACCGGAGGCCGUCCGCACGGCGGUACGGGCCUCCAAUGCAGAGGUGAGUGCCCGGAGAAACGGGACGGCUGGAGGUGAUGGAGUGGUCUUCGCAGGCACGGCUAGCGAUGAUCAGAUAAGUGAAACCUUUGUAAUACCUAAGAUAACUAAUACUAAGUCAGGCAAAAGUAAAAUUGCUACUGCUAAGAGUGCUAGAGAAAAGGUUAUGGAGUCUCAUUUGCAGUCUCAAAUGUCAGUUCCUAAACAAAGUAUUUGUAAGCCAAAGGCUAAUACUACUAGUACUAGCAAGGGGAAGACAAGACAAAAAGCAGGACAAGUAUUGUCUGAUUUAAUUCCUAAUCAAGGGAAAGAAAGGUCCUUUGGAAGCGGAACCCAAAAUUAUAAUGCUAGUUCCAGCAGCAGCCAGUCAGAGUCAUCCUCUGCUGUAUCUGAACAAAGAUUCCAGACCUUAGAAAAAGCAAUAGAAAAGCAAAACCUCAUGUUCGAAAAGCUCUGUGAAAAGUUAUCAGUCGAUGAAGCUGGUAAGAAACAAUACACAGCUCAUACUAGGCCAAAACCUAACCCUACCCAUCAAAGGGCACAACAUUAUCACAAUUACAUGGGAAGUUUUGCCCUUGGAGAAAAUGAAGAAGGGGACUUUGAACCGGAUUAUGAAUAUCCUUAUGAAUAUGAGGAGGAUGAGAAUUCUUUCUCCCUCCAAUCUGCUCAGGUACAGGUAGACCGUCCUGAUGAAGAAGAAGAAAAUGAAGUAGAACAAGUUUUGGUUCCACCAGGGAAUACUGAAGACACAGUCAGCCCUGUAGUUGCAAGAGGUUUUGCGGCACGUUUUCAGGCGCAAGCCCCCUCGGGACCUGACGUGAGCGAUGAACUGGCAGACAGCCUAAAAAUCAUGCUAUCAGAGCGUUUGGGAAUGGAGAAUAUGGCCACCCUCAUGGACAAAAUUGUCCCACCAAAAAAUGUCCCUAACCUAGUGGUACCUAAGGUCAACCCCCUGAUCUGGGAAAACAUCCCCUCCAAAACAAAAUAGAGAGAUUUGCGUCUGCAAAAGCUCCAAAAACCUUUGAUCAAAGGCCUGACAGCAGUAGCAAAUUUAAUGACAGAGAAUUCAUCUCCACAGCAUGAAGAAAUUCUGGCCCUGUUAGCCCAUGCAAAUUAUGAAAUAAAUAUGUACAGAAGAGAGAGUAUCAGACCGGAACUAAACCCCAAAUACCAGCCACUCUGUCGGCCAGAGGUGAAAGUCACACAACACCUGUUCGGCGAAGAUCUCGGCAAACUAGUAAAAGACAUGACUGAACAACAGAAAGCGGUGGCGGUGACAAAAAUGGGCACUAUGAAGUUCAAAGAGCUACGUUAUGCUCCGUACCCAGGAAGCCAAGCCAAACCAACCUAUGCUGGUAGGGGCCGGGGAAACCCGAUUCCUUCGUCAGAAGCUCUCCCUUUUUUAGUCAAUGUGCCGACCAGAGGGCGAGGACACUUCCCGAGAGGCAGAGGGAGAGGACUGAUGUUCAUGAGGGGUCAGAAGAAGAUGAGAGGUGUCAAGGCACCAUCCACCCACUCCAGGCCUGCCUACUAGAAAACCACCUUGACAAGACAGACGAUCAGAUUAUCAUGGAAUCCCUCCAGGCAAAAGGAAUUCCGGAAUCGGCUCGACCUAUCAUUCUGGCCUCAUGGCGGACAUCAACCAGGAA
Molecule: messenger RNA, 1987 nt
Organism: Lytechinus variegatus (green sea urchin)
Lineage: Eukaryota; Metazoa; Echinodermata; Echinoidea; Temnopleuroida; Toxopneustidae
Exons: 2
Coding region: 241-1326 (361 amino acids)
Source: RefSeq, a predicted model, not a curated record